This is a messenger RNA of Cajanus cajan (pigeon pea), 1078 nucleotides long. Its product is annotated as NDR1/HIN1-like protein 13. NCBI's taxonomy places the organism in Eukaryota, Viridiplantae, Streptophyta, Magnoliopsida, Fabales, Fabaceae. Gene Ontology annotation, cellular component: plasma membrane. Gene Ontology annotation, biological process: defense response to other organism. The record is from RefSeq and is a predicted model, not a curated record.
CACGCGUAAACCAUUUGCUUCUUAAACACUCAUUCCCACGCUACGGAACUCACUCACUCUUCUCCUCAGUCCUCUCCUUCGCCAAUUUUGAAUUUCCAUUUCCAUUUUCAUUUCAUUUGCAUUUGCAUUUGCAGAUUCCUUCUUGACUCGUCACUCACUCACUCAAUGGCCGACCGAGUUCACCCUGACAACACGCCUCCCGCUUCCGCCGAAGAAUCACAACCGCCGCCGCCGAAGAAUCCCAACGCCGCUCCGCUACAGCCUCCGCCGUCGCAGAAUCCGCCGGUAUCCUACGUCAUCCACAUUCCCAAGGACCAAAUCUACCGCGUCCCUCCGCCGGAGAACGCCCGCCGCUACGACCAAUACACUCGCCGGAAACACCGUCCGAACCGAUGCUGCCGCUGCCUCUGCUGGCUCAUCGGACUCAUCGUCGUCCUCGUGGUGCUCCUCGGCAUCGCCGCCGGCAUCCUCUACCUCGUUUUCCGCCCCGAGGCGCCGAAUUACGGCAUCGAAAGCAUCGCGGUCCGAGGAAUAAACCUGACAUCGGCGUCGGCAGCGGCGGCGAUCUCGCCGGUGUUCAAUGUCACCGUGAAGGCCGAUAACCCUAACGACAAGAUCGGAAUUCAUUACUUGAAGGAUAGCCACGCCGAAGUCUUUUACGCUGACGUGGAGCUCUCUAACGGCGCUCUGCCCGCGUUUUACCAGCCGUCAAAUAACGUGACGGUGUUUCGGACGGUGUUAAAGGGUAACGGAAUCGUGCUGAGGAGCGAGGACCGUAGAGCGUUGGUGAACGCCGUGACCAAACAGAAAGUGCCGUUGACCGUUAGGAUUAGGGCGCCGGUUAAAAUAAAAGUGGGGUCCGUUAAGACGUGGAAGAUUACCGUUAGGGUGGAUUGUGACGUGACGGUGAAUGCGCUAACGGCGAAUGCUAAGAUUGUUUCUAAGCAUUGUAAUUAUGGUGUGGAUCUUUGGUGAUCAAAACGUGCUUUCUUAGAGUUAGGACUUACGACUCCAACGUUAAUUCUUGAGAUUAUUCAUUCUUUAUAUUUAAUAUAAUUAUACCCAUAUUUGCAUACAU